CAUGGAUGCUGUUAGAAGACUACUAUUGACCAAACAUGAAACAAAGUUGCAAAAAUUACUUGAUAAUAAAAACAAUUUUUUUUUCGCUACCGACUUUCUUGUACAGGAAGGCGUCUACAACUGUGAACAAGGUCAAGACAAUAAGCAGAGCUAUGAAGAAAGCAAUGACAAAGCAAAUAUAAUAGAUGCAACUAUUAAUGAUAUUUUCAACAAUGAAUUCUCCCUGACGGGACUGUUCAGUGAAAUGGACAAUAAACAAUCACAACAGUUGGCUCAAAACUUUACCGACGAAAAGAAAGUUGAAGUUUGGGAAAAUUUGAUAAAACUUGUCAAAAUGAGGCGAAAAGAAGAACUUUCAAAUGUUCCAAUCCUUCCAUUGAGACAAAAUAAUAGACAAAAAUUAGAUAGUUUUAGAGUUCCAUUAAAACUGUCACAGACUAAGGAAAAUGUUGAAAAUGAAGAAACAACAGUUGAACUUGAGGAAGAAGAGGUUUUUCAAGAAAUAUUUGAAAAAAAAAUAAAAGAAAAGAAAUGGAUAUUUGUGGGAUGUCCUGGAGCAGGUAAGACUCUUCAAAGUCAACAAAUCAUCUACAACUGGUCCAACGACAAGGAGGCGGCUUAUCAGUUAAAACACCAACUGCUGCUCUCUAUAAAUGUUAGUCGAAUAGAUGAGGAAGCCAACAGUCUAUCUGCAGUGGUGAAAAAGCAAAAUUUCAACAGCCAAAUAUUUGACUACAUCAGAGAAGAUACUGUAGAGGCAUUGUUGAAAGAUGAUAAUUCAAAGACAACUCUCUUGAUAGAUUUAGGUAAGGAAUGUUUUUUGAAAAAGCAGUGGAUAUCAACACUUUUAUUGCAAGAAAAAUAUCCAAUAAGAAUGAUUAUCUGGGUGGAAAGUUUACAAAACAAUGAUUUAAGAAUAAAUGCUGCUGGUGUAUUUCAACUGUUAAAAUUUAAUGAUCAACAAAUUCAAGCAUUAUACACAAAAAUGGUGAAACAGCAAAGUAAACAAUUAUGGGACUUCAACUCGAAAUUAAGGCAAUUGAGUGAAACUCCAAAGAUUGCUAUGAUAAUCUCGAGCCUUUGGUUAGAAAACAAGGACCUGUUUAACAAGAAGACUCCAUAUUCUAUGUUGGAUCCAAUAUGCAAAUAUGGCCAGCACUUUGAAGAGAAAGAUGUUCAAAAGAAUUUCUUUCAAUUUUGUUUCAACAACAUCAUACAAGAAGAUGGUAGCCCAAUUCAAGAGUUUGACAAAAUAGAGGAAAUAGCGAAAUGCUAUUCAAAUGUUCUAUUUACAAAAGUUGAUGACACUCACUCUGAGCCUAAUUUGAAAUUUCAUUGCAACUUGUUCAAAGAGUAUUUUGCAGCAAAACAUUUAGAAACACAAGUUGAAAAUAUGAAGAAAGCAAAGGAGAGCGAUAAUAUAAUGGAAAUGGAAAAUAUUUACGAAAUCAUCAAUAGAACUAAGAAUCCAAAGAUUUAUAAUAUAAUAGCAUUUCUUGCAGACUACUGUGAGAAAACCUACAACAAAAUGAUACUGGAACCCUGCUUUAAAGAUAAGGUUUUGAAAGAUAAAGAUUUACAAGAAUUAAUUAUUGGCAAUGAUUCUCACCAAACAGUCAGAGUGAAAAAGGAGACAUUAAACGAGUAUACAAUAGGAAUCAUCUUUAAAAGGUUUCAAGAGGAAAUUGAGGAAUUGGAGCUGAGCGAAUGUACAUUUAGAGAUGAUUCAGAUAAAAUCUGCUUCUUCGAAAGGAUUAGCAAUUGUAAAAAAUUGAAAUGUUUAAUCUUUGAAGAAGAGGAAAUCAGGCUAAAUGAUCUGGAAAUGAAUUUUGAUAAAUUACUCAAAUCAGUUUUGAACAUGAAAAAGUUGAAAAAGCUCAUUCUCAAGUCAACAACAACACCAAUAAACACAAGGGAAUAUGAUAUUGAAGCAACAGCAAGUGACCCAUUUUACGAAGACAAAGAUUCGGCUACUUUAAGAAUUACUCUAUCAAAUCUUGACAAAAAAUAUGGGUUAGGUCUUGUCAUCAGUAUCAAAGAAAACGAAAUAGUUGGAGUAGAGUACUUUAGUAUUGGAAUGAACGAUGAAAUAACAACAGGAUUUGUAGAAAUGAUAACAAAUAUUCAUACUUUGGAAUCAAUUACAUUAAAUAAUAAAAUAUUAAAAAGUGAAUUUUGUAAACAAUUCUUUCAUCAACUGGAAAGUUUAGAAAAUUUUAAAAAAUACUUUUAUUAUAAAUUGUCAAUUGGAUGA
Messenger RNA from Dimorphilus gyrociliatus, 2254 nucleotides. The record is from the annotation of a GenBank genome assembly. NCBI's taxonomy places the organism in Eukaryota, Metazoa, Annelida, Polychaeta, Dinophilidae.